Molecule: messenger RNA, 816 nt
Organism: Naegleria gruberi
Lineage: Eukaryota; Heterolobosea; Eutetramitea; Acrasida; Naegleriidae
Exons: 1
Coding region: 1-816 (271 amino acids)
Molecular function (GO): protein binding
Source: RefSeq, a predicted model, not a curated record
AUGACUGCUCUCCCUACAAUAAGUAUCUCACCCUAUUUGUUGACUACAGGUGAGGAUGAGGGAAGUCCUAGUAUUGCCAUCUCUUAUGAUAGUGAUUCAAUAUCGGAUGGCUAUCAUGAACAAAUUGAAAUUGAUUAUAACUUAAUUAGCACUGUCUCGGGUCAAUUUGACUUGGGAAGUGUUGCUAAAUUGGACUUGAAUUCAAUAGGAAUUAGUAAAAUUAAAAAUUUAGGAAGAUGUAUUAGAUUGGAAUACCUUGAUCUUAGUCAUAAUGAUAUUGAAACUAUGGAAGGAUUGGAAAAUAUUACAAAAUUAAAAAGAUUAAAUCUUUCAAAUAACAAAAUUAAGAAACUUGAAUGUAUUUCCUCUCUCAAACACUUACAGCACCUCAAUCUGGAGAAGAAUAAUAUUGAAAACUUGACAGAUAUACAAGAAUUACAAUACGUUCCAAACUUGAAAUCAAUCAAUCUAAAGGGAAACCCAGUUUGUGAAAAGGAAGGCUUUGAUGAAACAUUAAAGCAAUUAUGUAAAAAGCUUCAGUUUAUCAAUGGAGAACAUAUUGCCCUUAGGUUUUCUUCAAUAAUGUUUGAUGAAAAAGAGGAUAAUUUUGAAGUUCCACCUAUCAAAUCAUGGACAGUAGAUAGUAAUCAAAAGUCAAUAUUCAGUUUUGAUGAUUUUCCUGAUGUAAAAACAUUUGUAAAUGAUACAUUCAAAUUGAAUAGCAAUGAGUUCAAAAAAACAGAAACUGAGUGCAGAAAAGUAAUAGCCAGAGCAGACAGUAUCAUUGAAGAAAUAUCCAAAAAUAUUAGUAACUAG